This is a messenger RNA of Ciona intestinalis (vase tunicate), 1600 nucleotides long. The record is from RefSeq and is a predicted model, not a curated record. NCBI's taxonomy places the organism in Eukaryota, Metazoa, Chordata, Ascidiacea, Phlebobranchia, Cionidae.
AACACAACAAGUAUAAACUAAAAGCGAAGUACUAUUAAAGUGUAUUACAUGAAUUAAGACUACAUUAUGUGUAAGUAUCCUAUACUUAUAAACCUUUUGAUCGUUAGCGGUUAGUGGACGCUUAUUGCUAAGUUUCAGUUGGUAUUCUCACUGCAAUAAAAACUUAAAACAACAUGAGCCAUCACUUAAAUCUUGACUUUGCUGUACUGCAACCUGGCAAAGAGCCAGCGUCAAAAAAGCUGCAGAAGAAAGCUUCACCUUCAACGUCCGCGAAAAAACGUGAAUCUAAAAAACUGGAUAUUGACAAUAAACAAAUGGAAUGGAGGCUCAACCAGUUGAAGCAGGCAAUGGAAAAACAGAAGGAAGAACGCGGAAAACAGGGUUACAUUUGGAAAUCUGGCAAGAAUGCUUCGCUUGAUUCACAUUCAAGGAAUAUUUUGGGACGUACAGUAAACACAACAAACAAAAGUCCAUCCGCACCAACAAAACCAAAACCAAAGCCCACUGUUACCAUACUGAAGGAUGAACCACUUGAUUUACCAAAAAGAGGGUCUAGGUCCAAGGAACUAUUGGAAACAUUAAAAAACAAAGAUCCUGUACUAAUGGAUAUGAAACCAAGUGAAGAAACACCCAUUGUAAAUAAGGAGAAAUGGAUUUCUGUUGCAUUGGAUCGAUCCCACGAUGAAAUAAUGGAAAUACAAAGUGACAUGCAAGGAAAUCUUCCACUAUCAAGCCUACAUGGUAUUGAACCUUCAGCAGUUGGUCUCUACUUUUUAAGAUGGAGUCGUAAGAGGUUGUUGCCAGCUGUUGACAACAAAGUUAUGAUGCCAAAGUCAGGGUGGGGAAACGAGGUUUAUUAUCCAUAUGUUUCCAACCCUUCUCCUGCCAAGGCGAUAACUGCAUCACCACCACCAAGCUUUAGCUUGCAUAAGAAGACUGAUAAAAAGACAAACUCAACAGAAAAACUACGUAGUUCAAAUUCUUCAAUUUCUGGUGGAAAACUACUGCAGGGAAGUUUUAACGAAGAUGAAAGCGCCAAGUCAUUUCAGGAAGCUUUGAAUAAAUGGAGACAACCUGAACAAAAUGAAACAAUUUCAGUCCCUACACCUUCUGGAAAGGCCACACCUGUUGAAAUGUCAGUACACGCUGUGCAAUCUGAUCCUGUUAAAAUUGACAUUCAAUUCUCUGAAACAUCAACUUUAUCAUACAUGGAACGCUUGCUGCUGAAGAAACACAGGUCGACUGAUGUUCCACCAUUGCCUAAUUUACCAGAAUUUGAAAAUAAAGAAAAUUACUUGGAUUGGAAAAAUGAAAAACUGUCAGAGGAAGAUUUGGAAGAAAGAGAUCGGAUUCGUCAGCUCUUCUCACCAACAUCCGGAGACUUAGAGAGUACGAACUCUGUUUCCACUAUCGAACAAGACAUGGAUGAUCAAACUUGUGUCAUCACUGAAGUUCCAGAUAAAGAAGUAUUGCAUGAUACAUGGACAAACAUAACUGAAAAUGAAGAAAAUAUUUGUUUUGUUGAUGAAGCUUCAGAUGAAGAUGAUAAAUUGUCAAUUGAACGACCAUUUUCAAGGUAGCCUAUAAUAACAGAUAGACG